AUGGCUACCAGCCGCAUGAUUGCUUCCAGCCUGAAGAGGUCAUCAGCCAAGAUGGAUAGAAUCUCUGAACAAAGGGAAAAAAAAUACAAGGGGGUCUUUGAGGUGUUUGAUGAAGAGGGUAAUGGAAAGGUGAAACUGGGAGGGUGGGAGCAGCUCAUGAGCCUGCUGGGAAUCAGCUUCACCAAGAGUAAGCUGGCCUUCUUGGGCAAGGAUGUGGACAGAGGCAACAACGGGUUCUUUAGCUACGAUAGCUUCCUGGUGUUGUUGUUGAUUUACUAUGAGAAAGCCCACAACCAAGCGGGCAAGCUAAGGGGCUUUGACAAGGACACCAAGAACUACAUAAACUGGAACACACUCAAGGAGGGCCUUGGGCUUAGGGGGUGGGGUGGUGACUGA
Onychomys torridus (southern grasshopper mouse) is the source of this 396-nucleotide messenger RNA. It is a transcript of the gene Calml6, whose product is annotated as calmodulin like 6. Gene Ontology annotation, molecular function: calcium ion binding. NCBI's taxonomy places the organism in Eukaryota, Metazoa, Chordata, Mammalia, Rodentia, Cricetidae. The record is from RefSeq and is a predicted model, not a curated record.